CCCGGUUGUUCGGAUGAUUACGUUACUCCCGAAAUUAGUUUUAGGUAGGUUAGUGGUUCUUAGUAUAUGGAGUCGUAUAGCCAGACUUUCAAUAGUUUUUGAAAAUAACUGACCGCGUUUAAAAAGAGGCAACACUUUGAAUAUGUAAGUCUAUUUACUAAAAGCUGUUGACUAUAUUUCUUGAACGUAUGACUGUUCAGUCGACGUAGAAAUGAGGCUGAGUAGUACAUAAGUAUGGAUACGGUAGGCAAAUGCUAAAUUACUUAGCCCGAUUCAUACUUUGCAUAGUCCUGCGCAAUUAUGGAUUCAUUUUUAAGGUGUAGAUAACUGUGUGACCCCUCCGUAUGAACUUAAGUCGGCUAUCCCAUCCUCCAUAAACAGAGUUUUUGGCAAUGUACUUUAUAUUGGGCAGGAUAAAUAAUAACAGUUGUUACAGUUUUGCUUCAAAUGUUGUGGAAUUUGUUUGUUCCUCUUUAGAAACAAGUGUAUAUAGCUUCCAACUUGUAGGAAUGCCGAUACAAUCAUGCAACUAUUGGUAGGCUGCAUCCGCCAGCAUGGCUCAGACGAAUUGAUUGACUAUAUGCUGACAUCACAUGUUGGUUGUUGUGGCUCUUAUUUUAAAUGCCCGAGUCUUAGGAAUUUCCACACUUGAACAUAACUUUCUAAUUUCUUUAGAGUAGUUAAGUGAUGCUGUCUAUAUAAAAAUAUGGUUAAUCACGGUCGACUCAGGUAGCGUUCUCGUGAAGCUUUACAAAUUGUACAUGAUUCUAAAUUCGUAUCGCACGUUGUUUCCAUACAAUUGAUUCCAAUAAGUCAUAGAUCGUAUUCGCUGCACGACUUAUCAUGUUACCGUUUUCCUCUUCUAACGACGUCAUACAGGUGUUCUUUUCACUGUUUGCAAUUAUACUAGUUACCGGAAAUCGAAAUGCAACUCAAUGGGACGUUCGACGUGAAGUUAGGUAAAAGUUUUCUAGAUCGAGAUUCAACAUCCUACAUGACCAUGCGUUGUGAUUUCAUGCCCGCUUCUGUCGAUCGUUCACAACCUGGGUCAAUCAAAGUAAACGAGAGCAAAGAAGUUGUUGUUAGCCUGCCCAACGUUACAAACUCUGGACCAGAUACAGCAACUUUGUUUCGUGGAACUGCACGUCCUGUUCAAAAAGAAUGUAUUUUGAUCUACAAUAAAAAGACCCAUGAAUUAACCUUGGAGAGAAUUGCACAUACUGUGCAGCUAAAGAAAACCCGAGAAGAACGAAAAGCUGACACCACUUGUCCGACCAACUCAGAAAUGCCACAGUUCCAGUCCUUGGCUAGCCGCUCAGAACAAGAUUUAAAAUCUGUUCGACCAUCUCCAACCAAAAGAAAAUCUAAUGAUCCCGAGAUAUCGACUUCGAGUUCUAUAGUACAACAGCCAACUCAAAAAAAGCCUCCACAUUCGAGAACGCUAAGUAGUAGUAGCAGCAGUAGUAGUAGUAAUAGUGGUACUUCUAGUAGUAGUUGUGACAUGGAUAUUGAAACAUCGGAGAGUGAUAGUGACAGCUCCUCAGAAAGUGAUUCAAAUUCAUCUACUCUUAGUAGUUUAUCAAAUGACAGAAACAAAACGUCGAAAGCAAAACCAUCUUCAAAUGGAAAAACUAAUACGAAAACGGCCAAUGCAACAAAUUUAGCGGCCCAUCGUAAACUGAUUGAACAUGAUUUAAAAUUAAGUGAUUCUGACUCUGAUUCUUGUGCAUAGAAUGUUCUAGGAAAAAAAGCUGUUUUCUGUGAUUUGUGCUGUAAAUAGUGAUUCUUACUAUAAAAAGACAUUAAAGAAGUAUGUACCACUUUUCCGUAUAUGAUUAUCUCUUAUGAUUGAUUUUAUUUGUCUUUAAAUAAAUACUGCUAUUUACAUGUUCCAUUCUUCCUUGCAAUUAUGUGAAAAUUUCGUUUUAUUCCUUAUCUUUAUAUUCCAUAUAUAACUCAGAUGUUAUGCAGUCAAAUGAUCUUGUGAGAUUUAUUAACUCAUUUAAACCAAUAGCUGUUACACCAAGAUUAUAGUCAGAUCUACCUCUAGUGGUACUAAAUUCUAGUCAUUCUCUUCUCGAGUGUUCGUUCUAGCGGUCUUAUCAUCUCAUGUGGAUUGACUGGAGAAUGUUUCAGAUAGUUUAACCUUAAAGACAGUGAAUAGCAUUGACUUGAUCUGUGAUAUAUUGUUAACAUUUACUACUCUGCCGAUAGAAUUAUAGGACUAUUGAUGUCAUUGCUUUUUCAUGGGUUUUGGAGUAGUUAUCCUUAUUAUUACAAAAACAAUGAAAAUCUAUGUAGAGUGCUUUUCAGUUUUCAAUACUACCAUAAAACCGAUAAGUGUCUUCUUUCUCGAUAAAUCCAUUUAUGUAUUUUCGGCAGAGACAAACUGAAAGCUCUUAACUGGUCAGUUAAUUUGGACAGUAAAUAUUAGAUCAAUCCUCAAACACCAUGUUGACCUUGUAUCUCUGUCUUUCGAUAUAGAACCUAUUCUAUGGGAAUUUUGAUUUUUAAUUUGUUUUCUUUUAAAGAGCGAUUCAGUGAUUUACCUGUAAAGUGAACAGACCAUAUCAUUAGUCGACUCUAGACAGCAAAUUAUUUCCUAUCUUUUUACAUUACUUAAUUGUAAAUUUAUUCUGUACUAAGAUAUGUUGCUUUAUUACUGAUAAUGACUCCGGAUUAGCCACCCAACAAUUUUAGCCAACUAUCUUAGAAUAACAUCAAGAAACAUUGUUUUAUUAACUCAAAUGUUGGUUUAGGAGCUUAACCUUUUAAACCAUCGAAAUCUGGUGUUUAUUGUCCUUCAACUACUGAGUUCCGAGUUAGUGAGUGAGGUGGUAGUCGAUAUGAAAAACAGGGAUAUGAUUUAUCCAAUGAAUACAUUUCAAGUAAUUUGAUUAUACAUUUACUAGUCAAGACAUUCCCUGUGAAAACUGAGGAAGGUCAAAUAGAUAAAUAAUGAUGUCUGGAAAUUUAAGAGACAGUUUGAAGUGUAGAUCGUAUCUGAGCAUUCAUUUCACUCAACUGUUCUAGAAAACUAAUAGACUUUCAAUAUUAAUUGAUUUUCUUGAACUAAAUUCUGUCUUAUAUUGUAUUUUUACAUGGACAUUCUUCUUAGCAGAAAAACUAGGAUUAGUUUGGGGAUUUUCCUAUAGGUCGAUUUGAUUUUUAAUCUGUAUUUGUGCGUAUUGCUGAGCGAUUCUACACUAGGAUGGAGCAGUUGUCCAGUGCUUCCCGGUUUUCAGUAGUGCCCCAAAUGAGAUGAAUACAACCUAAGGAUUUAGAGAUAUUUACAAAUUUAAACAAAGCAAGAACAGAGUUCGUAGAGAAAAAUCUAUUGUAUUUUGAGUUUUCUCACCAUUUGCUAACAACCUGAAAUUACAAGAGGCGAUAUACUUAUUAAUUGUCACAAAUUAAUUUGUUUUUAGUGUUAAUUGUGUAGUCGUUCAUCAUUCCUGUUUUGAUUAUUAGUAAUCGUAAUAUCACCUCUACAACUGUUCUGCAACGUAUGUACGCGUCAAUUUCAACUAUGUUUAAUAACAUAUGUUACUUAUCAUGGUUUUCAGUUCCUUUAUAACUAUUCAUUUCAGUUUCAAUUACUAAAGUCUGUACGUUUGCUUAUUAUUAUACUGCUCCUUUUCAGUUUAGACUGUUCAUAGUUGUUAAUAAAAGGCUUCGAAAUGCAAUUAGUUCAUUUUAUUCUACAAAUUUUGUUGUUUUCACAUUGUUUAAAUUUAUCAAAAAGGGCAAACAGAUAAAAUUACCUAAGUGCUCCAUUGGAAUUAUUAUUUAAUGUUCUCUGAAUUAUAAAUUCUAUGCUAACUAAAGGUUAUUCAUGUUUUACCGUCCAACUAUUUAGUUUAAUCAAAUCUUUGAAAUUUUUCAAACCAUUAAUUUCUAUAAGAUUUGUUGAGUUGUGUUUUUUUCUUUCCUAUCAUUUUUUAGGGUACAUUUCUGUGUGUAAAAUGAACUAUCAGCUAAAUUAUUAUACCCUGUGAACUCAACCAACUUUCACCGAUUCUUCUCUAUCCAACUCAAAAAAAAUUUAUUGUUUUAAUGGUUAUAGUUCAGUAUAUUGUAUUACGCCGUGAUUUGUCAACGGUAUUAAAUUGGCCAUUAGGUGCAUUAAUUGCACAAGGUUGUCAUGCCGCUACAGCAGCCAUUACUACUUACUAUACACAUUCAGAUACAGUGUUAUAUCUAAACGAACUAAAUAGAAUGCAUAAAAUUGUUUUAGGAGUUGAGAAUGCGGAACAACUGGAAAAUUUGGCAGAUAAAUUAAAAGAUGCCGGUAUUGAUUAUUAUUUGUGGAUAGAACAACCGGAAGAUCUAUGCACAGCAUUAGCUACACGCCCAUACGAGAAAUCAAUUAUUCAGGUUUAUUUUAAAGGACUUAAAUUAUUAUCAUGAACUAAUAUAAAUAACGUUGUGUCAUAGUGUUGUUUUGUAGAAUUUGUGAAUGCAAUUGUCGAAAAAAAUCUUUGUUUUUGUUAAAAUAAACAAAAGAAGGCACUUCUUUUACAUUAUUAUUGACAACUUAGUCGUUUAAUUCGGCAUAUUUUUUUCUGACGAUAGUUUGUAGCUUUUAGUUCUUUUGAUUGGAUUGUUUAACUUUAACGGUUAGUCAAUAGAUUCUUAAUCAUUUCUUUAUACGUUCAAAUAACAUACACCCAGUUUUAUUUAUGGCAUACUUUGGACGUGUGGACUGUUGAUAAUUGAAUUUUCUUUAGACAAUGUGUCAUGUAUUUCAAUUUGAGAUUCUUUUUCGAUGUAUUAUUAGGUUUUCACAAAUAGGUAGUGAUUCUUAGUUCACAUUAUGGAGGUACAAACAGUUUUUAUAGUAGGAGUUUCCCCAUAG
Molecule: messenger RNA, 4858 nt
Organism: Schistosoma haematobium
Lineage: Eukaryota; Metazoa; Platyhelminthes; Trematoda; Strigeidida; Schistosomatidae
Gene: PTRHD1
Product: peptidyl-tRNA hydrolase domain-containing protein 1
Exons: 2
Coding region: 4057-4410 (117 amino acids)
Molecular function (GO): peptidyl-tRNA hydrolase activity
Source: RefSeq, a predicted model, not a curated record